Molecule: messenger RNA, 467 nt
Organism: Aspergillus steynii IBT 23096
Lineage: Eukaryota; Fungi; Ascomycota; Eurotiomycetes; Eurotiales; Aspergillaceae
Product: thioredoxin family protein
Exons: 2
Coding region: 1-336 (111 amino acids)
Source: RefSeq, a predicted model, not a curated record
AUGGGCGUUACAGCGAUCACCUCAGUGUCUGAAUUUGAAUCAGCCAUCGGCACGAAAGAAAAUAUCAUAAUAACCUUUACCCUGAAAGACUCCCGGAACGCACAGAAUGACUCCUGUGAGGCCAUCUAUCCGCUGCUUGAAGAGCUGUCCGGUAAAAGCGAGGGCCUGAAAUUCUACAAAGUCUUCAUCAAUGAGACCCCGGAUGUUGCGCAGAAAGCUGGCGUGGAUAUGAUGGUGCUGCCAGCCUACAAGGUCUACAAGGAUGGCAAAGGGCCCGUCAAAACCGCCCAGGGACCCGAUCCCAAAGAUCUGUUCGAUCUGGUUUUCAGCGUCUGAGCUUGACGCACUGGAAAGGAAGGACGGUUUGGUGGCUGUUGGAAGACUGAUUGUAUCUUAUUCUGAAGUCAAUCUAUUAGAUACGAUGUCGAUGAUUAUGGAAUGAAGAAUGUAAUUCCUGAACUCGGUUG